AAAACGUUGAACGAAUUGUAUGAGAUUUUAAUUUUUAUAAUAAAAAAAUAUUGUGCAUAGGAAUUAAGAAAUUAAAUAAACUAUGAAUUAUAAUUUUAACAUUUAUUAAAGAAGUUUAACAGAAAGCGCUCAUAAAAAGUAAAUGUUCUCAGUUACAAAUGCAUAAAAUACUGGAGUUUCAAGCGGUAGUAUUGGCAGCGGGAAGGGGUUCGCGCCUGCCUGAUGUUGGUGGGACAGUUUCAAAAUGCUUGCUUCCUGUUGGACCCUACCCGGUUCUGUGGUAUUCAUUGAACUUACUUGAAAAAUAUGGAUUUCAAGAGACUAUGGUAGUUGUUCUUGAUGAAGAUAAAUCCAAUAUACUCAAUGCAUUAGAAAAAUGCCCUUUAAAGAUUAAAUAUGAAUUAAUAGUUAUCCCAUCUGAUGAAGACUGGGGCACUGCAAACUCCCUUAAACACUUAAGCAGUCGAGUUACUACUGAUCUUAUAGUUGUAUCUGGAGAUCUCAUUACUAAUGUUAACUUAAAUGAAGUUCUAAACCUUUACCGAAAACAUGAUGCCGCUCUUACCACACUAUUCUUUAAUAAUGGACCAGAAGAAUGGAUUGAGCUCCCUGGUCUCAAAAGCAAGGCAAAACCAGACAGAGAUCUUGUUUGUAUUGAUAAGGAAACAGAAAGACUGGUUUUUCUAGCUAGCGCUAGCGACUUUGAAGAAAACAUAACAGUACCCCGCAUGCUAAUGAAAAAAUUUAGAACUAUAACGAUGUACAGCAGGUUAUUGGAUGCUCAUGUCUAUGUUAUGAAAAACUGGGUUAUAAGCUACUUAGUAGAGUGUGAUAAGUAUACAUCAAUAAAAGGAGAAUUAAUACCGCACAUUGUUAAGAAACAAUUAUCUAAACCAAAAAAUCCAUCCGAGAAGAAAGGAACCUCAGUACUAAAUGUGGAUCUUUCUAAAGAUAUUUUUGACUUUGCUGUUGAUCAAGGAUAUGAGAGUAAAAUAAGAGAUAUGUCUAGUUAUAAUGACCAUAAAUUAGGCAGCAAAGGAGUGUAUUUUAAUGACAUUUUAAGGUGCUAUGCUCACAUACCAAAUAAAAACACAUUUGGUAUAAGAGUAAAUACUUUAUCAACUCUAUAUUUAUCAAAUAAUAAGAUAUUAUCAAAAUGGGAGGAACUAACUGGUACAACACUUGUAGAUAGGCUUCAUCCAAACAGUGAUGUAAAAACAAAACAAAUAGAUGAAACAUGCACAGUUGGUGAGAAAAGUGUAAUUAAUGAAAAAACAUCUAUAAAGAGCUCAUUUGUGGGUGCAAACUGUACUGUUGAGAACAAAGUGCGAUUGACCAACUGCAUAUUAAUGAACAAUGUUACUGUUAAAGAAGGGUGUGUUCUCCAAGACUGCAUAAUAUUCACGGGUGCUACAGUGGACUCAAACUGCAAUUUGCAAUACUGCCUCAUCGGACCACAUCAUCUAGUGCCCGCCAGUUCGAAAGGAAACCACCAAUUAUUUGCUGAAACAACAGACAAUAUGAUAACUCUUGGAUGAAUGUAUUGCGCUAUUUAUUAUAUAAAAUUUUUUAUGUAACUAAAA
Molecule: messenger RNA, 1583 nt
Organism: Pararge aegeria (speckled wood butterfly)
Lineage: Eukaryota; Metazoa; Arthropoda; Insecta; Lepidoptera; Nymphalidae
Gene: eIF2Bgamma
Product: translation initiation factor eIF-2B subunit gamma
Exons: 5
Coding region: 159-1538 (459 amino acids)
Biological process (GO): biosynthetic process; cytoplasmic translational initiation
Cellular component (GO): eukaryotic translation initiation factor 2B complex; guanyl-nucleotide exchange factor complex
Molecular function (GO): guanyl-nucleotide exchange factor activity; translation initiation factor activity
Source: RefSeq, a predicted model, not a curated record